Messenger RNA from Soboliphyme baturini, 696 nucleotides. The record is from the annotation of a GenBank genome assembly. Lineage: Eukaryota; Metazoa; Nematoda; Enoplea; Dioctophymatida; Soboliphymatidae.
UUGAUAGUCUUUACCAGAAUUUGCUUGUUGAUUUGUUGGUCUUCGAUUUCUACAGGCGAGCGCGUUUCGGACGGCAGCAGCACGACACCCGCCAGUCUGGACUCGAAGUCGAAGUCAUUCAGCGACAUGACGACGGCGAUCACCGCUGAAAACCUGACUGACUCGUCGGAGAAUGAGGGCGAAGAAGAGAUUUCAUGUCCGUGCUCCAACCAUGAAGGCCGCGAGAUGCUCAACGACGUGUUUCCGAUGACCGUCGACCAGCUGUUCAUCUGGUUGUUCACCGACUCGAAAUUCUUCCGCAUGGUGCACGAGGUGCGCAAUACCACCAGUAAGCGAGGGCGAUGGCGAGACGGCGCGAAAAUCAGGCAGAUCAGCUAUACGGUAGCUGUUAAUCACGCAUUCGCUCCGAAAAGUGCCGAAGUCGUAGAAAAACAGGAGUGCACGGAUUGCAACAAGUCGGGACAGUACUACGUUGUUCGGUGUGAGGUAACCAAUUACGGCAUUCCUUACUCAGAUACGUUCUUCGUCAUCACCAGCUGGUGUUUGUCACGAGUCUCAUCUGAUCGAUGUCGCCUCCGGAUGCACUGUAAAAUUCAUUACCGGAAGAACUGCUGGGGAAUCAUCAAAAGUACGUCUGGCGAUUAUGCCCGUGAUGCUGUUUCAGCAACAGAGCCGCUGCCCCUUCUGUACGGAUGA